UAAUCUGCUUACCCUACUCUUAUUACUACUACUCCGCUGCCCAAUUCCAAUCCCAAGCUGAAACCCCCUUCCCUUCUCUCAUGGCCUCCUUUCGUAGGCUUCUUCCCCUCUGCUCCUCCAUUAACAGUACGAGCUUUUCAUCAUCUGGACUUCUUCAAGGUUUUCGGAGUUAUGGAGCAAUUGCCACACCAGAUAAAACGUUGUUGAAAUUGGAAGAUGAACACACCAGAGGUGAUGCUCAUUCUGCGUUUCCUGAUGAUGAGAUUGCAAAGAUUCGGCGGGAGUUCGAUGCUGCAAAGCAGAGUUUCCUCAAUAUUCCGCAGGCACUUAAAGAAAUGCCCAAGAUGAAUCCCGAAGGGAUAUAUGUCAAUAAGAACCUGAGAUUGGACAGUAUUCAAGUUUAUGGAUUUGACUAUGACUACACGCUGGCACAUUACUCGUCAGAGUUACAGAACUUGAUAUAUGAUCUUGCUAUGGAGCAUAUGGUCAACGAGUUCCACUAUCCCGAGGUUUGCAUGGAAUUCAAGUACGAUCCAACUUUUCCCAUUAGAGGACUAAGCUAUGACAAGUCUAGAGGGUGUCUCUUAAAGCUGGACUUCUUUGGGUCACUUGAACCAGAUGGAUGCUACUAUGGUCGGCGAAAGCUUAGUAGGACGGAGAUAGAUGAGAUGUAUGGCACAAGGCGCAUUGGUCGUGAUCAAGCAGCUAGUCUUGUUGGGUUAAUGGAUUUCUUCUGCUUUAGCGAGGCAUGCCUCAUUGCAGACAUCGUACAAUAUUUUGUGGAUGCCAGGCUGGAAUUUGAUGCUUGCUACAUCUAUCAAGAUGUAAAUCGUGCCAUUCAGCAUGUUCACCGUACUGGCCUUGUUCAUAGAGGAAUUCUUUCUGAUCCCCAUAAAUAUCUUGUUAAAAAUGGUCAGGUGUUACACUUCCUGAAGAUGCUCAGAGAAAAAGGGAAAAAACUAUUCCUGAUGACUAACUCUCCAUAUUACUUUGUGGAUGGAGGGAUGCGGUUUUUGUUGGAGGAUUCAUUGGGGUGUAAUGGCUCUUGGAGGGAACUUUUUGAUGUUGUGAUAGCCAAAGCCAAUAAGCCAGAUUUUUACACAUCUGAGCAUCCAUUUCGACUUCAUGGCUAUGAGGCACAUGACAUCGUACAAUAUUUUGUGGAUGCCAGGCUGGAAUUUGAUGCUUGCUACAUCUAUCAAGAUGUAAAUCGUGCCAUUCAGCAUGUUCACCGUACUGGCCUUGUUCAUAGAGGAAUUCUUUCUGAUCCCCAUAAAUAUCUUGUUAAAAAUGGUCAGGUGUUACACUUCCUGAAGAUGCUCAGAGAAAAAGGGAAAAAACUAUUCCUGAUGACUAACUCUCCAUAUUACUUUGUGGAUGGAGGGAUGCGGUUUUUGUUGGAGGAUUCAUUGGGGUGUAAUGGCUCUUGGAGGGAACUUUUUGAUGUUGUGAUAGCCAAAGCCAAUAAGCCAGAUUUUUACACAUCUGAGCAUCCAUUUCGUCACUCCCAUUUGCACUCUGACCCAAGCGAGCUUACACAUCAAGACUUCAUGGCUAUGAGGCACAUGGCGAAAUUUCAUAUAUUCCAAGAAUUGCUUGGUAGGUUGCAUUCAACGGUGACUAAUAGUCAGAGAAGUGAGGCCAAGUUACUGUUAGAGGAACUAAAUGAGUGCAGACGUAAGGCAAGCUACAUGAUGAAGGGAAUGUUCAAUACAUCUUUCGGAGCCACCUUCCUAACAGAUAAAGGUCAAGAAUCUGCUUUUGCGUAUCAUAUUCAUCAAUAUGCAGAUGUGUAUACCAGUAAGCCAGAGAAUUUUUUGCUCUAUCCACCUGAAGCUUGGCUUCAUGCACCCUUUGAUGUUAAGAUUAUGCCACAUCAUGUGAAGGUUUCAUCCAGCUUGUUCAAGACUUGAUAUAUACAUCGUCUGAUGACAUGGUCAUGAAUGGCGUAUAAUGCAGAUGUGUUAUGAUCAUCGUGGCAUGAUGGGUAUACUCUAGUACCAUAGUCUGUACACAAGUGCUAUAUCAUUCUUUGGAAGAAUAUGAACAAGAACUUAAUAGGUCACAAGUUCUUCAUAUUGAAGCCAAUAUAUAAAUUCCAGUCCUCUGAUCACAUAGACUUGAAUAAAUAGGUCACUGAAAAUAAACUAAAAGAAAUGAAAAAGAAAAUGGAAAUGAAAGAUAUUAGACUGAUGGAAUAUAAUUCUGGCGAUCAAGGUAUGAUAA
Molecule: messenger RNA, 2226 nt
Organism: Argentina anserina (silverweed cinquefoil)
Lineage: Eukaryota; Viridiplantae; Streptophyta; Magnoliopsida; Rosales; Rosaceae
Exons: 16
Coding region: 81-1913 (610 amino acids)
Molecular function (GO): 5'-nucleotidase activity
Source: RefSeq, a predicted model, not a curated record